AUGGCAGACUCUGCAGAAAUUGAGAGUAGCCUACAGGCUGGAACUACUAAAUGUGACACUACCUCCAAUGGUCGGUCAGAUGUAGAAAAAAUUGCUGUAGAAGCUCCAACAGAAGAAACCGACCUCAACAAAGAUUUAUCUCCAGAAACUGCGAAUGCAAACUCUCAAAAUGAACGUAAGGGUGAAGCCAAGAUUAAAGCCCAAUAUCUCUUAGUUGAUUACAAACCUAGCAUUGUUUCUGAAUAUGUUCCACAAGAAACCAAAGAUGCUAUGAAGCGACUCCUAGAACAAAAUGAUCUGCACAAAGGAAAACAAGAGUCAAAACUGACCGAGGUUGCCAGUGAACCCCCUCCACAACAUAUUGGCUGUGUCACAGAUGAAGAUGUCAUCACAUUACGACCAGAAGAGAAGAAAAAGAUCAACUUUUCUGACAAGCUUUACUUAGCACCACUGACAACAGUUGGUAAUCUGCCAUUCCGUCGAAUUUGUAAAACUUUUGGUGCCGAUGUUACAUGCAGUGAAAUGGCUGUGGCUACAAGUGUUCUCCAAGGAAAAUCUGAGUGGGCAUUGCUUAAAAGACACAAAUCAGAGGACAUUUUUGGAAUCCAGUUAUGUGGUUCCCACUUUGAACCCAUGACCCGCUGUGCCCAGCUCAUCCAAGAGACAUGUGAUGUAGAUUUCAUUGAUAUCAACUGUGGCUGUCCAAUUGAACUCAUUUUCCAAAAGGGAGAAGGUUGUGCUCUUAUGGGACGUUCAAGUCGCCUUGGACAGAUUGUCCGUGGAAUGAAGUCAGUCUUGGAAGUGCCUCUCACUUUAAAGAUGAGAACUGGUAUCUCUGACAGCAAAAAUCUUGCACACACUCUAAUUCCAAAACUUAGAAACUGGGGUGUAGAUCUUGUUACAGUUCAUGGAAGAUCUCGUGAACAAAGGUAUACAAAACUUGCUGAUUGGGAUUACAUUCGCCGGUGCUCACUUGCAGGGACCACAAUGCCUGUGUUUGGUAAUGGUGAUGUCUACUCCUUUGAAGAUGCUAAUCAUUUCAAAUCUUUGUCUGGUGUGAGUGGUCUCAUGGUGGCAAGAGGAGCCCUAAUCAAACCUUGGAUUUUCACAGAAAUCAAAGAGCAAAGACAUUGGGAUAUUUCAUCCAGUGAACGUAUGGAUAUCUUACGUCAGUUUGUCAACAAUGGCUUUGAGCAUUGGGGUAGUGACCAUCAGGGUGUGGAGACAACACGAAGAUUUCUGCUGGAGUGGCUCUCCUUUCUUCACAGAUACAUUCCUGUUGGGAUACUGGAACGCGUACCUCAGAAGAUAAAUGAACGUCCGCCUUAUUAUUUUGCUCGAGAUGAACUUGAAACUCUGAUGGCAAGUUCAAAUUGUGGCGACUGGAUUAAGAUUAGUGAAAUGUUGCUGGGUCCAGUUCCUGAUAACUUUGUCUUUUUGCCUAAACACAAAGCCAAUGCAUACAAGUAA
This is a messenger RNA of Acanthosepion pharaonis, 1470 nucleotides long. NCBI's taxonomy places the organism in Eukaryota, Metazoa, Mollusca, Cephalopoda, Sepiida, Sepiidae. The record is from the annotation of a GenBank genome assembly.